AGGUGGCGUGACUCGGAGUUUUCAGGAGAGUUGUUCUUUCUUUAUUUCUUUGGUGAAAGUUUUAAGAAGGGAGGCUUCCUCCAGGUGCCAACUAACUACUUGUGCACAGUUCGUUCUUAGAAUCAUUCUCGACAGGUUAUCCGGAGUGGACCCUACACAAUAGUGUACGCAUAGGAACGUAGGAGUGACUGUGGUUUCAUACAGAGGGAAUUGACGUACAGUGAAUCGCCGAUAAAAAUAAUCGUAUCGGCGCUAUGGAUACCGAUGAGUUUCGUGAGUUCGGCAGAGCCGCUGUUGAUUACGUCGCCGAUUACACAGAUACUCUGAGAGACCGUCCGGUUAUACCGAAUGUCGAGCCGGGAUACUUGGGGAAAUUGGUGCCGGACGAGGCUCCGGAAAAACCAGAAUCUUGGAAAACUGUCAUGGAAGAUGUCGAGCGCGUUAUAAUGCCCGGUAUGACGCAUUGGAACUCGCCACAAUUUCACGCUUAUUAUCCGUCGGCAAAUUCUUAUCCCUCGAUAGUGGCGGAGAUGUUGAUCGCGGGUAUAGGAUGUUUGGGAUUUUCAUGGAUGACUUCACCGGUCUGUACCGAACUUGAAGUUACGAUGAUGAAUUGGCUUGGAAAGAUGCUGAAUCUUCCACAAGAGUUUCUCAACUGCAGCAAGGGACCUGGCGGUGGUGUAAUCCAGUCAUCAGCGAGCGUCGCUACCUUCGUAGGACUUUUGGCUGCUAAGGAGAGAACGACCAGAAGACUCAAGGAGGAACAUCCAGACUGGGAUGACGCUGUCAUAAAAUCUAAAUUGAUCGCUUACACAUCUGACCAGGCGAAUUCUUCCGUUGAAAAAGCUGGACUCUUGGGUUCCAUGCCGAUGCGGCACUUACCUUCCGAUGAAAAAUGUCGUCUUCGAGGAUCGGUUCUUCGAGAGGCUAUCGAAGAGGAUGAAAAAAAUGGUUUGAUACCUUGUUACGUUGUUGCGACUUUGGGGACGACCGGAACAUGUUCUCACGAUUGUUUGGACGAGUUGGGCCCAAUUUGUAACGAAAAAAAUGUCUGGCUUCACGUGGACGCUGCUUACGGAGGCGCCGCAUUCGUUUGCCCUGAAUUCAGGGACCUAAUGAAGGGCGUUGAAUUCGCUGACUCCUUCGAUUUCAAUCCCCACAAAUGGUUAUUGGUUAAUUUCGACUGCUCGGCGAUGUGGGUAAAAGACUCCAGAUAUUUAGCGGGCGCUUUUAACGUGGAUAGAAUUUACUUGGCUUACGAUAACGAGGGAAAGCAGCCCGACUACAGACAUUGGCAGAUUCCCCUGGGCCGAAGAUUCCGCGCUCUGAAACUAUGGUUUGUUAUGAGAAUGUACGGAGUGGAAGGUCUUCAAAAUUACAUCCGCCAUACCGUGGGGCUCGCUAAACAAUUUGCAAAUUUCAUCGAAAGCGACGACAGAUUCGAAAUCGUCAACGAAGUCACGAUGGCCUUGGUUUGUUUCAGAAUGAAGGGAGACAAUUCAAGGACCCGCGAACUUUUGGACAAGCUUUUGGCCCGAAGAAAGAUCUACGUUAUAGCAGCUUCAUACCGAGAGAAACUUUUCAUCCGUUUCGUCGUUUGCAGUCGUCUAUGCGAAUCUCGAGACAUGGAAUUUGCGUGGAAGGAAAUCAGCGAGCAGGCAACCGAAAUACUGCAGCCGAGAAUAUCGACGGAAAUUGAAACAAUGAAAAUCAAUGACUCCGGAAAAGAGACCGCCAAAAUUACAGGAAUGAUCGAAGACCUCAAAAUUGAACAUGAGUUGAACGAAAGUGCACCGAAAAUCUACUAAUAAAAUCAAAAAUUUUUAACUCCUGAAAUUUUCUGAGGAAGUAAAUCGUUAAUGGUGUUUGUUUUUAUGUUGAUUUGUUACAAUUAGGAGUCCAGUGUCAGUUUACCCCUAACUACAAAGUACAAAUUUUUUGUUUUCAUGUUAUUGUUUUUUUUUUUUCUUGAAGAGCCAGUUCAGUAAAUAUGUAUGUUAGAUGAUAUUCUUUUUCGUACCGUUUCUUUUCCUAUCUCACUGAUACAGAUUCCAAUGUCGUUAUUAAUUUAUUGUGAAAUGUUUUAUCGAACAAGUUUAAGUAAUACAAUUGUUACCAAAGA
Athalia rosae (coleseed sawfly) is the source of this 2122-nucleotide messenger RNA. Its product is annotated as aromatic-L-amino-acid decarboxylase-like. The transcript has 8 exons. The record is from RefSeq and is a predicted model, not a curated record. The coding region runs from base 255 to 1808 and encodes 517 amino acids. Gene Ontology annotation, biological process: catecholamine metabolic process; amino acid metabolic process. Gene Ontology annotation, molecular function: pyridoxal phosphate binding; aromatic-L-amino-acid decarboxylase activity. Lineage: Eukaryota; Metazoa; Arthropoda; Insecta; Hymenoptera; Athaliidae.